Messenger RNA from Drosophila erecta, 4578 nucleotides. Its product is annotated as probable multidrug resistance-associated protein lethal(2)03659. Lineage: Eukaryota; Metazoa; Arthropoda; Insecta; Diptera; Drosophilidae. Gene Ontology annotation, biological process: transmembrane transport. Gene Ontology annotation, cellular component: membrane. The record is from RefSeq and is a predicted model, not a curated record. Gene Ontology annotation, molecular function: ATP hydrolysis activity; ATP binding; ABC-type transporter activity. The transcript has 9 exons.
GGUUCUCGGUUUUCGGUAGAAACAUAUUGUCUUUACAGCACCAUCACAUUAAUCUAAUCUAGCCAUGUUAGCAUUGCUCAUGAGUCGAACCACAUAUCUUGGCGUAAACACCAGACAUCUUAGACUUGCCUUAAAGGGCAUAAAAACUUCGGCAUGCGGAGGUUAUCUUAUUCGUGAGAUUGAGAAUUCUAAGCUCCGUAUCUGCCCAUAACUCGACGAGUAAAGACGUGCUAUGGGCCCAAAAUCGCGAAAAUAAACGUGCAUAUAAUACUUCAAAAGCCUGAAAAGAAAUUGAAACACAUUGAACAACCGAACAUGGACAAGCAAUCUGUUUUGGAACCAACAUUCAAUUCAGAUUCAGGAAAGGAGAAUACAUCACCAGAAGAAUCUGUUUUUCUAGAAAAGAAAGUAUUCGAUAGCCGUAGUGACGGUGAGGUCGACUUGACCAAAAAAAGCCGAGAUGAAUCUUUGUUAGCUAACAAUUCUCUGCCGCUCAUAUGCCGAAAAUGCUUCGAACUUGGACACAAGACCGAACACUGCAAAAACAAAAGCUCAGAAGUUGAUUCUGCUCAGAAUGAAAAGGAGAAAGUCCUUCCGGAAAAUCCGCGAGAGCGAUCGAAUUUUCUAUCGACCUUAUGCUUUUGGUAUACUAUACCCAUAUUUCGAAAGGGUUACAAAAAAACCUUGGACUCAAACGACCUUUAUAGACCCUUGGAGGAGCAGAAGUCGGAUACACUCGGCAACAAAUUGUGUGCCUCUUGGGACCAGGAACUGAAAAAUGAAGGCGGAUCCCCAAAACUGCUCAGAGCUCUGCUGCGGGUUUUUGGCUGGCAAAUCGGAGUCCGUGGUCUGGCAAUUUUUGGGGUCGAGCUGGGACUACGUACUCUGCAGCCGAUCUUCCUGGUGAAGCUCAUUUCGUACUUUUCGGGCGACUCAGGAGCUGUCGGUGUUGGCUUUUAUUAUGCAGUCGCUCAGAUCCUCGUCAGUGCCCUAAGCGUGAUGAUCUCCGCUCCAACCGAAUUCGGCAUACAUCAUGUGUGCUUUAAGAUGCGGGUGGCCAUGGGCAGCAUGAUCUUCCGGAAGGCCCUGCGCCUGACCAAGGGGGCACUAGGCGGCACUACAUCGGGCCAUGUGGUUAACCUGAUUUCCAACGACAUCACCCGCUUGGACAGUUCAUCCUACUUCGUUCACUAUCUAUGGGUGGGCCCACUUCAAGUUCUGGUCGUCACAUACCUGAUGUAUCAGCAGAUUGGAAUCGCUGCCGUGUUUGGGGUGUUGUUCAUGUUGCUCAUCAUGCCGCUACAGAUGUAUCUGGGCACUAAGACCUCUGCGAUCCAACUGAAAGCUGCCGAACGGACGGACAACCGGAUUCGGAUGGUGAAUGAAAUUAUCUCCGCCAUUCAGGUGCUGAAGAUGUAUGCCUGGGAGCAGCCCUUUGAACAGAUGGUCACUGAUGCCCGCGAAAAGGAGAUGCACACUAUUCGCCAAGGACAGUACAUACGGGGAUUCGGUUUCGCCUGCAGAAUCGCCCUCUCCCGGGUGGCCAUCUUCCUCAGUCUGGUUGGCUACGUUAUCUUGGAAAGGGUCUUAACGCCGGAAAUCGCCUUCAUGAUUACCGCCUACUACAACGUACUGCUAGGCGCCGUGUGCAUCUGCGUACCUUUGGCCAUCAUCCAGACGGCCCAGAUCCUGGCCUCUAUCAAACGCGUGGAGCAGUUUAUGCUGUCCGAAGAGCUGAAUAACCCGGACAAAAGUGAACGUGCCCCCAAGGAUGCGGCAGCAGAUCCACCCGAGACCGUUCCUCUAGAGGCAGCUAUCUCCAUUAGGGACCUAAAGGCCAAAUGGGAUGCAAAGUCACCAGACUACACGCUCAGUGGGAUUAACCUACAGAUUAAGCCUGGCAAUGUGGUGGCCAUAAUCGGACUGACUGGGUCUGGUAAGUCUAGUCUCAUGCAGGCCAUUCUCGGCGAGCUGAAGGCGGAGUCCGGCCAGUUGGAAGUAAAUGGCUCCGUGUCGUACGCCUCCCAGGAGUCGUGGCUCUUCUCCGGCACUGUGCGCCAGAAUAUCCUCUUUGGCCAGCCGCUGGAUGGCCAGCGGUACGCAGAGGUUGUAAGGAAGUGUGCUCUGGAGCGGGACUUCGACCUGCUUCCCCUUAGGGACAAUACCAUUGUUGGAGAGCGCGGAGCUUCCCUGUCGGGUGGCCAGAGAGCCAGGAUCAGUCUGGCGAGGAGUGUAUACCGGAAGGCGUCUAUCUACCUCCUGGAUGACCCACUUAGUGCAGUAGACGCCAGCGUAGCCCGUCACCUGUUCAAGCAGUGCGUGCAGGAUCACCUAAGGGGCAGCACGGUAGUUCUGGUCACCCAUCAAGAGCAGUUCCUUCAGGACGUCGAUCAGAUUGUGAUCUUGGCGAAUGGACAGAUCAAGGCUGUGGGCGACUAUGAGUCCCUACUCAAAACGGGCUUAAUCACUAGUCUGGGCAGCCUGGCAAGGACAGAUUACCACGAGGAGAAGGAAGACUUGUCCGCGCUUAAUUGCUCCAACACCACAAACGAAGUCACCCCCAUCAACGUAAACCCAGUGCAGACCAACGGAAAGUCCAGCUCGGCAAAGGAGCACGUGGAGCGCCAGGAAUCAGGUAGCAUCGAUCUGGCGCUGUACAGGAGGUAUUUUCAGGCCGGAGGUGGAUUGGUUGCUUUUCUUGUCAUGCUGACCUGCUCUGUGUUGACCCAGGUGGCCGUCACUGGAGGUGACUACUUUCUCACUUGCUGGUUAGUGAACGACAUAUUCGUUGGCUUUGUUCAGGCCAAACUCGAUCAGAACUUGCUUCAAAAAGACUGAGCUUAAUGGAAAUAUUAUCGAUUUAUUUUUAGGGUCAAGAAGGAGCGCGCUGCAGUGGCCCAAGGCGAUGUGGAGCACAUGGACUCGAAGAGCAUGGAUUCAUUCAAAUACACGCUGUUCAUAAUAUUGUCCGUUAUCAUGAGUUUGUCGUCCUCGAUUCUGUUGUUCAAUAUCGCCAAGAAGGCGUCUAUUCGAUUGCACAACAACAUAUUCAAUAGAGUUUCCCGAGCUUCCAUGCAUUUCUUCAGCCUGAACAAGCACGGCAGCAUCCUAAAUCGCUUUACCAAGGACAUGAGCCAAGUAGACGAAGCGCUUCCCGUGGUCCUGGUGGAUGUGUUGCAGAUUGCGCUUUGGCUAACUGGAAUACUCAUCGUUAUAGCCAAUGCCAAUCCUCUGCUGAUUGCUCCCACUCUUAUUAUGGCCGUAAUAUUAUAUCAUCUGCGCAACUUGUAUCUGAAGACCUCGAGGGACUUGAAGCGCAUAGAAGCUAUAAAUCGGUCUCCAGUUUACUCGCACUUGGCUGCCUCACUCAACGGCCUAACAACCAUCCGAGCCUUGGAGGCUCAGCGCGUUCUGGAGAAGGAGUUCGAUAAUUACCAGGAUGCGCACAGCUCGGCAUUCUACAUGUACAUAAGUACCUCGGUGGCUUUUGGUUAUUGCAUGAACUGCAUAUGCGUGAUUUACAUAUCAAUCAUCACGCUCAGUUUCUUUGCCUUUCCGCCGGGCAACGGAGCUGAUGUGGGUCUGGUCAUAACACAGGCCAUGGGACUGAUUGGCAUGGUUCAGUGGGGAUUACGCCAAUCCGCCGAGCUGGAGAACACCAUGACAGCCGUGGAGCGAGUGGUAGAGUACGAGAGCAUUGAGCCGGAAGGGAUAUUGGAAGCGCCGGAUGACGAGAAGCCGCCCAAGUCUUGGCCAGAGCAGGGAGAAAUCGUUUUUAACGAUCUAAGCCUUCGCUACACACCAGAUGCGAAGACGGAGAACGUGCUCAAGUCACUCAGCUUCGUCAUUCAAGCCAGGGAAAAAGUGGGCAUCGUGGGUCGCACUGGGGCGGGUAAGUCCUCGCUCAUUAACGCCCUCUUCCGACUCUCCUAUACCGACGGAUCCGUGCUCAUUGACAAGAGGGACACGAGCCACAUGGGUCUGCACGAUCUGCGCAGACAGAUCUCGAUCAUACCCCAAGAGCCCGUGCUGUUCUCCGGCACCAUGCGAUACAACCUGGAUCCGUUCGACGAGUACAGCGAUGAGAAGCUGUGGGGCUCCCUGGAGGACGUGAACCUGAAGGAUGCGGUGACGGAGCUUCCUGAGGGCUUGGCGAGCAGAAUCAGCGAGGGCGGAACCAAUUUCAGUGUCGGUCAGCGCCAGUUGCUCUGCUUGGCCAGGGCCAUACUGCGUGAGAACCGCAUUCUCGUGAUGGACGAGGCCACUGCCAAUGUGGAUCCGCAGACAGAUGGCCUCAUCCAAGCCACCAUUCGCAGCAAGUUCAGGGAUUGCACUGUUCUGACGAUUGCUCAUCGGUUGCACACAAUCAUUGAUUCCGACAAGGUGAUGGUUAUGGAUGCUGGAAGUGUUGUGGAGUUUGGAGCGCCCUAUCAACUGCUGACUAAUUCGGAUUCCACGGUGUUUCACAACCUGGUCAAUCAGUCCGGUCGAGACACCUACGAAGGACUGCUGAAAAUCACCAAGGAGGCAUUUGAAUCAUCCCAAAGCCGCAAUUCUUGCUCGUCCAACUGACCUGUU